GACAGCGCGACUGUUCACGUGUUAACAACAACACUCAAAGUGACAGCGUUAUCUCGGCUCUCAUCGAUCUAACUGAACUAAGCACGGGAAUUGAUUGCUGUUUGUAACAGUUCUCUAGUAAGGUUGUUGACAUUUUAAAAAGGUGGAAUAACGGUUUGUUGUCUUUUAAACAACAGAAAAGAUGGACGUCAGCAUCUCUGUUUCCUUCUUUAAAAACAAACUUGGGUCGACCAUCGAGCACGCAAUGAAAGCGGCCGUAGACACCGUACUGUGCGAAAUGACACAGCUCGUUGACUCCAAGUUUGCCGAUUUCCAGCUCGAAAUCUCUGAAAAGGACAAAGAAAACGAAACUCUCAAGCGGAGACUGGAAAUAUCAGAAAGCGAGCUGAAAGCGGCGCGGGAAUAUCUGAAAGCUGCAGGCAACCAGCGGCGCACAAAUACCAUCUGUAAUCAUAAACACGGGUGUCAAAGCAGAGCCAGCGGGAUGCGCGGUCUGACACAGAAAGGAACCAGUACGGAAAAGUGUGCUUUACUCAGUGGAAAACCGACAGACCAUAUAUACGAGAGCGAUUACAGUGGAGCUCUGCCAAUUGCGAAACCAGUCUGCUGCACCAGUAAAGCGGUCAAGUCAGCCGUGGCUGUCCAGCACCUACAGGAUUGUGAGGCGGCUGACUCGUGGACACCAGCAAGGGGAAGCACAGAAAAGGGUGCAGAACAGCUAAACGCUGCCCCUGGUUCGGAGGAAGAAACAUCGAUGACACCGGUAGAAGAUGGAGAGAAAGCCUUUAACCAUGUUGCAGUGCAGACGCUUUCAGGUGCAGAGAUGGCCCUUGAGCAGAGCCGGAGUGGAGGGGAUAUUCUUCAGUUGGAAUCUGUCCAAAUCAAAGAGGAGGAUUGUCUCUACACAGCGGAGGAUGGACCUGAGCUUGGGACUGUCCACAUUAAAGAGGAAGAGCUGGAUUCUGACAGCGGAGCCGAGAUCACUGAACUAGGACAGGUGCACAUUAAAGAUCUACAAUCUGACGUUGAAGAGGCGCAGAGUGAGCUGGAGUCCAUUCCUCGCACCCCUCGACUGCCGUCUCCAAGCUCGUCUGGUGCUGAAUUGGAAGAAAGAGCAGCGCACUCCAGCAGCAGCACAACACGUUUAGAAGAACACGACUACAGUCUGCUCGCACAGAUCUCCCAAGGCCUUUCUUUGCAACACACAACAGAACCAGAAAGCUUCCAGACACCCCAGCCGACUGUGGAGAGACUGUAUCCCUGUACGAUAUGUGGGGAGGUUUUCACUGGGAGAGGUGUGCUUCGUAGACACCGGCGCCAGCAUACUGCCAAGACCCCACUGUAUCACUGUACCAAGUGUGUGAAGAGCUUCACUCGUUCAGACCACCUGAAGACACACCUGCGGGUCCACACAACAGAGACCCCCUUUCAGUGUACCGAGUGUGGCAAGAGCUUUAAGUAUUCCACCAGCCUUAAAAUGCACCAGCGAGGUCACGCCAGAACAAUCCAGCACAGAUGCACCGACUGUGGGAAAAUCCACAAGAGAAUCCCUACAGGGCACAUUGAGUACCCCUGCACUGGAUGUGGGAAGAGUUUCGGCAGGUUUGACGACCUCAGAGAGCACCUCAAGGUUCACACGGAUCUCUCCAAGAGCCCAGUAAGACGAGGAAACAAACUCGCAACGGAGAGACUCAGUAUCUCUGUAUUGAGUGUGGGAAGAAGUUUGGCUUGUUAGAAAACCUGAUACAGCACCAGCGGAUUCACACUGGAGGCAGCAGAGAGACAUCCUUUGGUCUUGUAGUUCACUAAUUCAGCUGUAAAAUUGAAAACGGUGGGGGAAAUGCACUUAGAAAGUAGCGUAAACUAAACUGUUAAAUCCUUGCUGAAGUACCAUAGUAAAGGCAAAGUGCAAUACAGCAUUGUAAAGGUAUGGUAAAGCAAAUACAUAUUAAAAUAUGACAUGUCAAACUAUGGUAAAUGCAUAGCAUAAUCAUGGGAAAACUGCAAAGUUAUAGGGCAAAUUAACAGUGGUUAGCUUUAGCUGACCUACCCAACGAGGUGAUACAUUUACUGGCCAACAUCAACUAAAGGACUACGUGUUUGAUGUUUUAAAUGUGGAAGGUGUGCAGAAAAUGAUGAGUGUGUAUGGUACAAUAUAUAUUGCAAUUAUAAAUCACAUAUCAGAAAUCAGCCAAUCACAGUGUAGCAUUUCCCAAAAUUCCAGUACCUCUUAUUCUGUGUGCAGAUGCCGUCCCGUGCCUAGAACACCACUCCAAAACAAAACAAAAAAACACAAAUACCUGGGAAAAUAUUACUGAAAUGACAGGAACAGAAAAGCAAGAAAUGAAAUCGCUUCAAUCUGAGCUGGCACUUAAUUCUGGUCAGAACCAUUUCAGGAAUAAAAAAAAAAAGUUUUAUAAAUAUAUUUAUCUUUUUAAAGCAAUUUCUAAGUACAGUCUGUGUGAUUUAUAAUACGUUAAUACUUUGUGUAUUUUGUCUUUUUAUGAGCAGCCAGAAAACUCUCAGCUUUGCGGUCCUCUCGCCCAAACUGCACAACAUUACAUCUCGUACAGUAAAGUUGUGGGAACAUGAAGCCACUUUGGCUUGGAACUUGGUUUCAGGAGACUAGGUUUCAGGCCACUGCACGGCACACCAGGGGAGACUUGGGGUUUGAUACAACAAUGUUGCCUCAGACUUGGUCUCCCAGUCUCCUGAAAACUUGUAGGUUGUGCAAUCUCACCGAAUCACAGUGUGUUAAACUACUGCUCUUUUAGACAUGUUCUUAAGACGUUUGUAUUUAUCAGUGUACAGCUGGGCUCAUUUUCUCGUGGGGGGGAGGGAUUAAAAACACAUUUUGUUUACAUCAAACUGAUGAUUUUUAUUUUCAGACUGACUUACAAAAUAAUCAUUAAAACAGAUAAAAACCUUGUCAAAUGUACAGAUACAGACGGGGUAGUUGUAGUCACUCUACCGUGCUGCUGAGGUGGGAGAACCUACCCUGUGAAGAAGUGUUGUGGGUCCCUGGAAGAUGCUGCAUUCUGCUGUUUUAUUCAUUUUCUCAAUGUUGAUGCCCAUGUUAAGCAGGUAUUUCAGAAGCAGCAGAUCUCGUUCUCUAUAUGAACCAUGGUAGUACAACCUGCCAAAUUUCAACUUUCACUGCUACUGCGUUUUCCUAUGCAGCAGUUCAAAGUGACUACCCCGUAUGUCAAAUAAAAUUAAGCUAAAAAUUAAA
This is a messenger RNA of Acipenser ruthenus (sterlet), 3232 nucleotides long. Its product is annotated as zinc finger and SCAN domain-containing protein 30-like. NCBI's taxonomy places the organism in Eukaryota, Metazoa, Chordata, Actinopteri, Acipenseriformes, Acipenseridae. The transcript is spliced from 3 exons. The record is from RefSeq and is a predicted model, not a curated record. The coding region runs from base 182 to 1735 and encodes 517 amino acids.